AUAAUUGAUAUAAAAAAGAACAUGGAAAGAUUGAAUUUUUUGAUAGAAUAACAAGAUGAAGCUUAUCUAUCUUUUGGCUCUUACUAUUGGUGUCUUUGCUACCCUAAUUGCUGCUGCUCCCCAAAACCGAGACCAUGACCGCGACCGAGACCAUGACCGCGACUGGGACCAUGAUCGCGACUGGGAUCAUGACCGCGACUGGGAUCAUGACUAUCGUCAUAGAAGACACGGAGAUCAUGACUACAAGAAGAGAGAAGUCAGUUCUUUUGUAAAGCGAGGUGAUGAUGAUCAUCAUGGCGACCAUGACUACAGACAUGGACACCAUGGCCACAGACAUGGACACCAUGACUGGGACUGGUACCACCGCCAUCGACACGGCCACCAUGGCUACAAAAAGAGAGACGACCAUGACGACCAUGACGAUCAUGACGACCACGACGACCAUGACGACCAUGACUGGGACCACGACGACGAUCAUCAUUAUUAGGAAUUGUAUCAGGUUAUUAACUCAAAUUCUAUCAACUCAAAUUCGUUCAUAUUUUUUUAUUUUGUAUAUGUGUAAAUAACAAAUAAAUAAAAAAUUUCUGUCGUCUGUAUCAACUAAAA
Molecule: messenger RNA, 606 nt
Organism: Gilbertella persicaria
Lineage: Eukaryota; Fungi; Mucoromycota; Mucoromycetes; Mucorales; Choanephoraceae
Exons: 1
Coding region: 56-487 (143 amino acids)
Source: RefSeq, a predicted model, not a curated record